AUGAAGGGAGGAAGACUUCGGCGAUUUGCAAUUCACGUUUUGUUUGGACAGCUGGUGGCUUUUUUGAACUCCGUCACUGGAGUGUCAACGACCAAACUGGUAAAUAACAAUGCCAGUUAUCCUCUGCUGCAAUCGUUGACGGCGUACGCCUUUAUUUUUACCGUUUACGCACCAAUAUUUCUUCUGCUUUACAUUCGUAACCGGCACCGGAGGUUUUUUAAUUUUGUGUUUUUACAGAAGCCUUGGAAGUACGCAGUUCUUGGCCUUAUUGACAUGGAAGCGAACUUUUUUAUUGUCAAGGCCUUCCAAUACACAGACAUGAUUUCAGUCCAGCUCUUGAAUUGCUUCAACAUUCCAUGUGUUUUUGUGCUAAGCUUUUUCAUUUUGAAAAUGCGUUUUGCUGUCACCCACAUUGUUGGUUGUCUUGUUGCCACAAGUGGCUUGGUGGUUCUCAUUGUUUUGGACGCCGAUGGAGUAACACGAAAUAAGGUGGGGCCUAAUGUUGCCAAGGGCGAUUUGUUUUGCUUGCUUGCCGCUGCUCUUUACGCGACAAGUAAUGUUCUUAUGGAGUGGUUCAUCAAGCCUCAGCCAAGAGGUGUACAGCUUGAGAGUGCGGUGUCUGCCGAUACCAAUCCCGAAGAGGAGGGCGUUAACAGUGAAGUUGACCGCGACAUGUCGUCUUUUCGUGAGAGGCAAAUUGCAGAGGAACAAAAUGAAUUUUCAUCUUUACCGAACACCAUUCAUGUUGUUGAGUCAGGGCGAGAACGAGAUCAGGAGCAGUCUUCCGGGCAAGUACCUGAAUCUUUACCGGAAGUUGCAAAUUACAUACCACUUGUGGAAAAUCUUUGCUGCAUGUCCGGCUGUGCUCUUCUCUUCACUGUAAUUCAAUUUUUUGUUCUGGAGUGGAGCUCAUUUGCUUCGGGCCGAAAAACAUGGACGGAUGAAGACUGGCUGUUCCAAAUGAUGUUUGGUCUAUCGAUGCUCUUUGUCUACACUGGCCUACCGCUUUUAUUUUUAGUUGCAAGCGCGGUUUUUGCUAACGUGUCCUUGCUCUCAGUGAGUGUAUACAGCAUCAUAUGGAAUGUAACCAUAUUUAAUAUUUAUCCUACGCCUGUUUUCUUUGCAUCAUAUGUGAUUAUUAUUCUAGGCAUUUUUGUGUACGAUAUUUCCGAUUUUAGGUGGAGCUGGUGCCCUCAUAUAAAUUACCCUUGUGAUGACUCUCGCGACAGCAGUAGUGCUCCUGCGCAAUCGCCGAAUUCUCGUCCAGACGCCGUUGAGGGAGGCACAGCAUAUGAGGAGGAAAUAUUGCCCGAUGCCGGGAUUAUCAAUAAUAGUAACCAAAAAGCCGCUGGGCUCUAA
Trypanosoma cruzi is the source of this 1359-nucleotide messenger RNA. RefSeq lists its product as uncharacterized. Gene Ontology annotation, molecular function: transmembrane transporter activity. Gene Ontology annotation, biological process: transmembrane transport. Gene Ontology annotation, cellular component: membrane. The record is from RefSeq and is a predicted model, not a curated record. The coding region runs from base 1 to 1359 and encodes 452 amino acids. The transcript has a single exon. NCBI's taxonomy places the organism in Eukaryota, Euglenozoa, Kinetoplastea, Trypanosomatida, Trypanosomatidae.